GACUGUCAGCAGCUUUUUAUGAUGUAGCUGCGUUCAAUUCUGGGAAUUCUCAUGGCUGUGUUCAUGCUUGUCUAUUUUCACCACAAGAUUAAACAGCGGUAAGCGAUUACGCAGGUGUCAGGGAGAAAGAAGCUGCUAAAGAUCUCUUUUCUCUAAAAGUCUGUGAAGUGUGUUGACUGAGAAGUUGGUUGGAAUCAGAGCCCACAUCAGAUUGAUGGGAUGAGGCGACUCCGGGGCUUUGAAGCUGGGCUCCAGUUUAUCUUCUUUUCUAUUGCCUUUAGCCUACAUAUACCUUCUGAAGUGGAGCAGCCGCCAACAAUCACAGCUCAAUCUGAAAGCUCUGUUGUUGCUUUUGCGUUUGAUUCUAAUUUCACAUUGACAUGUGAAGCUACGGGGAAUCCGAAACCAGAGUUUUACUGGACUAAAAAUGGCCUUGACUUUAACCCACAUAAUGACGUCCGACUCAAAACCUUUGAAAACAGUGGAAGUUUUGUCAUUCCAUACAACAAAUACCUUGUAGAAUAUCAGGGUACAUACAGAUGCUAUGCAUCCAAUAAACUGGGAGUAUCAAUGUCAGAGGAAAUCAAUUUCAUUGUACAUUCUGCACCAAAGUUUCCAAAAGAAAAUAUACAACCACUAGCGGUAAAUGAGGGAGAUCCAGUGGUCCUGGAAUGCAACCCACCACAAGGCAUUCUACCUCGCCAUCUCUACUGGAUGACGAUGGGUCUUGAACACAUUGAACAGGAUGAUCGAGUGUCCAUGGGAUCGAAUGGGAACCUGUAUUUUUCAAACGUAUUGAGUAAAGACAGCCGUAGUGACUACUGCUGUUUUGCUUCAUUCCCAAGUAUUCGCACCAUCGUACAGAAAACUGCCAUGUCUAUUGUGGUCAUAUCAUCAAACCCAAAUGGUGAAACAGAUGUCACAAUUUCUGAGAAAAAACCGAAUCUUCUGGUGCCCCCUGGUGAUCUGUCCCAAACAUAUCUGGUGCAAGGACAGGAUCUUGAGAUUGAGUGCAUUGCACAAGGAUACCCCACACCAGUAAUAGAAUGGACCAAGACGGGAGAAAAGUUGCCAAAACGCACCAAUAUCAAGAACCAUGGGAAAAUGUUGAUUAUAACAAAUGUCACUGAAGCAGACAGUGGAAGAUAUAAGUGCAAGGCGAAGAAUUCUGCUGGUGAAGCAGUUCAUUCCUUUGACAUUACAGUAGAAGAGCCACCACAUUGGGUGCAAGAGCCAAUAAAAAGUAUGGUAGUGGCAAUUGGAUCAGAAGUAAACAUAAAAUGUCAUGCUUCCGGAAAGCCACCACCCACAAUCACCUGGAUGAGGAAUGGUGAACCUCUCCAAGCACUGCCCUCAUCCAAUAUCAAUGUGCUACAUAACAGAUUAAUUCUGUACAACACCCAAGAAAAUAACAGUGCGGUGUAUCAGUGUCAGGCCUCCAACAGACAUGGCACUUUGCUGAACAAUGCAAACAUCAUGGUUAUGAAUCUUCCUCCAUUGAUCUUGACACAAAAUUAUCUAAAGUAUGGGGCUGUGUGUGGGAAAAGUGUCACCCUGGACUGCAAAGUGUUUAGUUCUCCACCUGCUGAUAUCCACUGGAGAAAAGAAGGCCUUGAAGGUCCUGUGGUAGGAAAACGGUUCUUUCUUCUUAAAAAUGGUUCCCUGCAGAUUCACAAAACUGAGGUAGAAGACACGGGAAUAUAUAUUUGUUUUGUUAACAACUCAGAGGGCAACUCCAGCAUUAAUGCAAAACUUCAUAUAAAAGACCCAACCAAAAUCGUGACCCCUCCUCAAGAUAUAAAAAUCAAGAGAGGGACAUUGGCAGAGCUUCUGUGCAAGGUGCAGUAUGAUCAGUCAUUCACUGAUGAGCUGGAAAUUCUCUGGCAGAAAGAUGGAAAAGAUAUAAAUUCCAACUACACUGAGGUCUCAAGAUUCUACACUGAUAAGGGAAUAUUGCAGAUAAACAAUGUGAGCCACACAGACAAAGGGAUGUACACAUGUAUUGCUAGAACGUCUCUCGACCAAGAUACAGCAUCUGCAUAUGUAACUGUGCUAGAUGUCCCUGGCCCAACAGUAAAGUUAACAUUAACGGAUCUGCGGCCUCGUAGUGUGACGCUUCAUUGGAUGCCUACCGAGGACAAUAACAGUCCCAUAACAGAGUACAUCAUUGAAUUUGAGGAGAACCACUGGGAGCCAGGAAAGUGGAUUCCACUUCUGCGAGUAUCUGGCCAAAAGAACUCUGCUCCACUCUCAUUAUAUGGACAUAUUAACUACCAGUUCAGAGUCAGUGCUGUCAAUGCCAUUGGCAAAGGUAGUCCCAGCAAACCUUCUGAGAGAUAUAAAACUCCUUCUGCUGCCCCAGAUAGGAAUCCGGAAAAUAUAACGAUUAUUGGUCGUUCACCUCAUCAGAUGGACAUUACUUGGGAGCCUUUGAAGCCUAUUGAACACAAUGGACCUGGCCUAGAGUACAAGCUUAGCUACAGAAAGAUGGGUGUUGAGGAAAGCUGGACAGAGGAGAAAAUCAAGAGGCAUUCCUUUAUUGUGAAAGAUACCCCGACAUAUAUUCCUUAUGAGGUUAAGGUCCAGGCCUACAAUAAUUAUGGUUCGGCAAUGGAACCCAAUGUGGUGACUGGAUUUUCUGGAGAGGACUUGCCAGUUGCAGCUCCUGAGAAUGUAGAAGUAAAGGUGUUUAACUCCACGCUGCUUCAUGUCAGCUGGUCUCCUGUUGAACAGGACCAGCUCAGGGGCCAUCUUGAAGGUUACAAUGUGCAUUUGUGGAGAACAAAAAGCCUGUUGACUUCUACAGAAAUUCAUGCUGAGAAGCAGUUUCUGAUCCUUCCAGGCUAUCACGUGGGCACCAUUGUGCCUGGGCUGAAACCUUUCUCCCAAUAUCGCCUCAUUGUCAAUGUCUUUAACAGGAAGGGCAAUGGUCCCAGCAGCGAGCCGAUCACCUUCACAACACCGCAGGGAGUUCCUGAAAUGCCUCCUAUACUCAGAGCCACAAACCCUCAGGAUAACUCCAUCACACUGGUGUGGGCUCCACCGCUUGAGGCCAACGGUGUUCUCACAGGAUACCAGCUGCAAUACCAGAUAUAUAAUGGUACAAUGGAUACUGGUGAAGUAUACAGAGUUAACAUCAGUGGACCAGAGACAACACAAUGGGUUCUACAUGAUCUGGAGACAGCCAGCUACUACAAGUUCAAUCUGAGUGCUUGUACACUUGUGGGCUGUGGACCAGCUAUCAGUGAAGAGAGUUUCACUGCUACUUCAGCACGUGCAACAGGUGCAUAUGGGAGUAUUUCUACUAACAGCUGGUUUAUUGGAAUCAUGUGUGCUGUGGCACUGCUCACACUGGUAGCUCUAAUUGCCUGCUUUGUGACCAAGAACAAAGGUGGAAUGUAUGCAGUGAAAGAAAAGGAAGAUAUGCGACCACAUCUAGAGCCUAGAGGAAUGAAUGAUGAGACUUCUUGUGAAUACAGCGACAGUGAUGAAAAGCCUCUAAAGAACAGCCGGCCUACACUAGUGGGAGACAUCAAAGAAGACAGCAGCAGCAUAGACGGCUCCAAUGACUACGGGAACGAGGACUGUGAGUUCAGUGAGGACGGAUCUUUCAUUGGUGAAUAUGUUGACUACAAACAAAGGUUAUCCAUGGAGUUGACAGUUUGACAUGUUGUUUCUUCUUUUAGACUAUUAAAUGAGUGGGGCUGUGUGAAAUUUAAAGAUGCAAAUGGAUGUAUAUUAAGGAUCUGUGUGUCUCUAAAUGGUGAUUUUCUGUAAAGUGUAAAAAACACUGGAACAUACAAGUGUAAUUAUCAUAACAAACUAUGUUUCUUAUUUACAUAAAAACUAGCUAUGCUUCUUUGUUCAACACCUUGGAGGAUUAGACGUUAUUCUUUCAGAAAACUGUUCUGUUAAAUCAUUCAUCAUGUCAAGACACCACACUUUUUGUUAGACAUGGUACACAUGAGCACAUAAAUGUCCUUUCAGAAAGUCAUAAGGUAUUAUAGGUAUAAUUUUUAUGUUGGCUUUGUAGAAGCCAACAUUCUGUUUUCCUAUUUCAGCUUAGACAAAAAUUUAUAAAAUUUAAUGCGGCCUAGGGCUUUCGAGCCACAUGAACCAAAUUCGGAUAUGUUUUAGAUCCUGGUCUGAAGUUUGUUGCUAUUACUUUUCUAAGCGAUCCGAGUACCGGUACUUCCGGUACUGGGUCUCAAACUGGCCUUUUUUCCCAUAGACUCCCAUUAUAAACUUUGGAGGUUUAUAACUCAGCAAGCUUUCAAUACUCUGAACAAAGUUUUAAAUUGGUGUACCGACUGGCCUUUCAGUUGUGCCGCAGCCCCGCCCCCAAAAUAUGCAAAAUCAAAAAACUUUUUACAACAUGGACAUGUGACAUAUCAAAACACUCAGAACAAUGAGGGGAACUUCCUCACGUGUAUUCUGAUGAUGUCACAUGCUCGUCUCCACUUGCCUCCAAAUGUUUUGGCACCCUAUCUUUCUGUCCACUUGCCUCCAAAAGUAACACUGACCCUUAUGUCCACUCACCUCCAAAAAGCACCAGCCUUUGCGAAUACUUGCCUCGUCAAAGCCAACAUCAAAGUUUGUCACGACGAACUUUACAAAUCUAGUUUUAUAUUGUUGCAGAAGAUUGACAUAAUUAUUUCUGAUUGUUUUGAAAUGUAAAUCUGAAAACGUGGCACUUCUAGUAAGGUACUCAUUUAAAAUAAUCAUUUACACUGCCAUCUGAAAGUGUUUUAAAAAAAAAGUUAUGACCCAUACUUUUGUUUUUGCAUAGCAGUAUUUUCUUAUUUACAUAAAUUAUGCAUGCAGAUACACAGUGGUGCAGUUUACCAAUCAUUACUUAAAGAGCAUAACGAACAUACUUAACAUACAUACAUUCACUUUUUUUUUUACACGAUUAAUGAACAUACUUAAAGCGUACAGAAUUUCUAGAGAUUUGUCAUUCCAGAAAAAUCCAUUCCUUUCCAAUACAUGAGAUUUUCAUUAAAAACAGUCAUUAAAACAUUUAAAACCUGCUUGGCACUUAUCUUGUAUCGCAGUUUAUGCCUACCUCUAUUUCAUUUCUUAAAAGAUCUUUCAGAGGUUUAAUGUACAUAAUGUAGUUUUCUUUUCUUUUCAGUGAAUAUAUAUUUUUGUAUGUUUGCACAUUCUUUUUUUUUUUUUACUUUAUUUGUACAGUAAAUACUGUCGUCCAUACUGAAGUCUCAGAAUGUUGUUCAGAAUAUUAGACAGUGUAUACAUGCAUAGACAAAGGGAAGCUUAGAUGCUGCAUUAUUAUUAUUUUUGCAUUAUUUGCAUUAUUGUUUGCAACCAGCUUCAUACAGUGAUCUCCUGCCAUAUUAGCAGGGCAAGAAUCACUAGUCAGCCUGUGCAAGUUUUUUGAGAAAUGUGGGUCUAACCUUGAUCGUGUAUUUUGCUUUAUGUAUAUGUAUUGUCAUACAAUUUGCUCCUUUUUUUUUUACAGAUAUAACAUUGAUAUAACAGUGAUGUAAAUAUACAGUUGGACAGCCUGCCUAAACUAGACUAGACUAAAAAGACCCUAAUAAAAUAUAAACACA
This is a messenger RNA of Tachysurus vachellii, 5573 nucleotides long. RefSeq names its product cell adhesion molecule L1-like a (gene chl1a). NCBI's taxonomy places the organism in Eukaryota, Metazoa, Chordata, Actinopteri, Siluriformes, Bagridae. The coding region runs from base 220 to 3666 and encodes 1148 amino acids. The record is from RefSeq and is a predicted model, not a curated record. The transcript has 26 exons. Gene Ontology annotation, molecular function: protein binding. Gene Ontology annotation, biological process: cell-cell adhesion.